Messenger RNA from Cokeromyces recurvatus, 462 nucleotides. RefSeq lists its product as uncharacterized. The annotation marks the transcript as partial. The record is from RefSeq and is a predicted model, not a curated record. NCBI's taxonomy places the organism in Eukaryota, Fungi, Mucoromycota, Mucoromycetes, Mucorales, Mucoraceae. The transcript has a single exon.
AUGGGCGAUGACUUUGUUCACUGCUGUUUACAAAGAACAUAUCCUGGUAUUCUCAAACACGAAAAGUAUGAAGAGAUUAAUGAAUCUGCUUUUAGUAUUUUGAAUCAAGAUUGGAAGCGCAAGCCAUACAUAAGAAUCGCCUGCGGUCAACUUUUAGCUGGUUCAAUUCUUGUAGAAGAAAAUCAAGCUCUUCUCAUCAAUUGCAUUGAACUUUACAAUCGUAAACCAUCAGUUGAUUUACACUAUGAGAGAUUUGGGUCAAGAUUUAGUAUCAGUAGUAUACCGUCAAAGAAUAACAAAUAUAAUGGUAUCAACAUUAUAUCAAAGGCCGAAGACAAAUCCAGAAAACUAUUGAUCGGAACUUUUGUUUUUAAUGGGCUUGUAACUUCUAGUAUCCGGCUGGACAAAGAUUUUUCUCCAGAAGUUGGCGCGUCAACCUUCCUUUUCUCUCCGACAAAUAAU